AAUUUUAUAUUUAGGAAGAAGAAGCUAUGAAAUCAUGUUGCAGAGUCAUAAUGAUAAGUGGUUGGAAAAUCAAAAAGAUUUAUUUAACAGUAUCGCGAACAAACAGAUGGAAUUCCAAAAAGAAAUGUUUCAUAACGAAAUGAUGGAGCAAAGGAAAUGGGAACAAGAGGAAUUAACAAAGGAGCGAGAAUUUCAAAGAGAGCAAACAAGCAUGAUUCUGGAUGCAUUUACUAAAAGUCUGCAAAGUACAGUCAGACCACAAAUAUCUGCUCGUUCCACACAAAGUACCUUGAAGCCAUUAACACUUAUUCCGUUUAAUCUUGCAGGACAUUCUUCUACUUUUGCAACUAUCCAAUCUCCUUUGACAGAAAGUAAGGAACCAAAUACGAAAGUACACAAGUUUAAUUAUGAAACGCAGUAAUUGAAUUUGAUUGAUAUUAAGACUUAGCGCCGUUUGACACAUUUAAGAUUAGAGAUUAGUUACAGUUAGAAGUUAUUGUGUUCAUAACUUUUUUAACUUUGUUUUUUCAUUUAUAUGAAGAUAUAUAUAAU
This is a messenger RNA of Wasmannia auropunctata (little fire ant), 552 nucleotides long. RefSeq lists its product as uncharacterized. The transcript has 2 exons. The record is from RefSeq and is a predicted model, not a curated record. Lineage: Eukaryota; Metazoa; Arthropoda; Insecta; Hymenoptera; Formicidae. Bases 35 to 421 code for a protein of 128 amino acids.